GCCAAGGGGAAGGCGAGUUAGGGGGCACCGGGAUGGGACGGGGGCCGCGGGCUGAGCUCCCAGCCCCCUGCCUCAGUUUCCCAUUGGGGCUGGAAGGGGGCCGGAGCCAGCCAGGUCCCACCGCAGGGCCCUCGCUCCUGGCUCUUGGCAGCCUCGCCACGGCUGGCAGCCCGAGGUUUUUCCCACUUAAUUCCCCCCCAGGGAAGCUUUUCCUAUAAAUCCGGCCGCGCCGGCGGUGUCGCCUUACAGCUGCUGGCCCGCAGCGAGCGCUCGGGGCUGGGCAAGGCGCUGGUCCUGGUGCUGCACCACAGCCGCAGGCUGCUCGCCGAGCCACGGGUGGGGGAUCGGGGGGCUCCAACAGGGCCCCCCAUCCCCAUCCAGCUGCGCAAGGUGCAGUGCAAGGUGCUGGUGCUGUGCAAGGAGCUGUGCAAGGUGUUGGUGCAAGGUGCCGUGCAAAGGCCCUGUGCCAGGUAAGCUGCUGUGCAAGGUGCUGCGCGAGGUGCUGCCGCUGUGCAAGGUGUUGGUGCAAGGUGCUGUGCAAAGGCCGUGUCAUGCAAGGUGCUGCCACUGUGCAAGGUGCUCUGCCAAGCGCCGGUGCUGUGCAAGGUGCUGUGCAAGGGGUUGUGCAAACACCCUGCUACGGCAGGUGCCACGCAACGGCCCCACUGUUCAGGGAGUUGUGCGAGGCGCUGUGCAAAGGCCCUGCUGUGCAAAAUGCUGUGCAAGGUGCCGGUGCUGUGCAAGGUGUUGUGCAAGUGCCACGCAAAGGCCCUGCUGUGCAAGGUGCUCUGCGAAGUGCUCUGCAGUACGAGGCACUGUGCAAAGGCCCUGUUCAAGGCGUUGUGCGAGGUGUUGUGCAAAGGCCCUGCUGUGCAAGGUGUCUGCAAGAUGCCGGUGCUGUGCAAGAUGCCAGUGCUGAGCAAGUUGCUGUGCAAGGCACUGUGCAAAGGCCCUGUUCAAGGUGCUGUGCAAGGCGUUGUGCUAAGGCCCUGCUGUGCAAGGUGUCUGCAAGAUGCCAGUGCUGUGCAAGGUGCCGUGCAAGAUGCCAGUGCUGAGCAAGGCACUGUACAAGGUGCCGUGCAAGGUGCCGUGCAAAGGCCCUGCUGCGCAAGGUGCUCUGCAAGAUGCCAGUGCUGUGCAAGGUGCUGUGCAAGGCGCUCUGCAAAGCGCCGCUGCAAUGCAAAGUGCCACGCAGAGGCCCUGCAGCGCGAUGCGUUGUGCAAGGUGCAGCCCAAGGAGUUGUGCAAGGAGUUGUGCAAGGUGCCGCGCCACGCACGGCCAGGCUCCCUGCAAGCUGGGAACAGCGGGGCACGGAGGGGCAGGGUCCGGGGGGGGGGUCCCCGGCCAACCCUCGCGCAGCGGAGCGCAGGGGGCAGGCGCCCAGACGCCACGGUGAUGGGCGGCCGCACGCUCCCCGGGCGCUGGGGAGGCAGCACGAAGCCUCCCAGAGGCUUCCUCGCCCUUCCCAGCUUUUGCUGGUUCCCAAAUAUCCGAAGGGAACCCCAAAAAAACCAAGCUUUGCAGGCGGGGGGUGCCAGCGGGGUGCCCCUCCCCGCCUCCCCUGGCGCACAGCCACCCGUAAUGGGCUCUCCCCGGAUAAUCUGCGCUCGCCGUGAAAUUCUAUUAAAGCUGCCCUGGAAGAUUAUCAGCGGCGUUUCAGGCCGGGAAAACAAUUAAAGACAAACGCCGGGCGCUCGGCACGGCUCGGCCAAAAAGGCAGGAGGAGGCUCCCGGUGGCACAGGAGGGCCGGGGACGUCGGCGUCCCGCCCAGCCUGGGGACGGGGACAGCCCCGGGGGCGCCUUGUGGAAAAGGGUCCCCAAAACGCAGGAGGGUUGGGGGGGAUUUGGGGGGAACAACCCCAAAGCAAGGUGGGGUGGGUCUGGGGGCGCAGCAGAUUUCCCCGGCUGGAAAACCAGCAGCGGCUGGGGC
Messenger RNA from Cygnus olor (mute swan), 1931 nucleotides. Its product is annotated as keratin-associated protein 10-4-like. The transcript has 3 exons. Lineage: Eukaryota; Metazoa; Chordata; Aves; Anseriformes; Anatidae. The record is from RefSeq and is a predicted model, not a curated record. The coding region runs from base 715 to 1677 and encodes 320 amino acids.